Messenger RNA from Aethalodelphis obliquidens (Pacific white-sided dolphin), 4253 nucleotides. RefSeq names its product phosphoribosyl pyrophosphate synthetase associated protein 2 (gene PRPSAP2). The coding region runs from base 2630 to 3739 and encodes 369 amino acids. Gene Ontology annotation, molecular function: ATP binding; ribose phosphate diphosphokinase activity; magnesium ion binding. Gene Ontology annotation, cellular component: cytoplasm; ribose phosphate diphosphokinase complex. Gene Ontology annotation, biological process: purine nucleotide biosynthetic process; 5-phosphoribose 1-diphosphate biosynthetic process. Lineage: Eukaryota; Metazoa; Chordata; Mammalia; Artiodactyla; Delphinidae. The record is from RefSeq and is a predicted model, not a curated record. The transcript is spliced from 12 exons.
GAUAUUUACCGUUUUUAUUGUAUUGAAUGUAUAUUCAGAGUUUUACUUAAUUACCCCAUUAUGUAACUUUUGCAUAUGUUCAGUGUUCCUCCUCUUAGAAAAACCAUGCAGUGACCAUCAUUGAGCUUUUCCUUUCCGUAAGAUAAAUUCUCCAAAGGGGAAAUACUGAAUCAGAGUUAUGUGUUCUUUCUUUGACACGUGAUAUAAAUUGUUUUCCAAACAAGGCGUGUUUACUACGCACAUUUUUCUAAAUCUGGGUGUUUGUCGGGCUUGCCCCCUGAAAUGCGGGGUGUCAGGUCACUCUCCGUGGUGUUGGGAGACUGCUGCUUCCAGGUGGGCAGCCUUGAGGAGGUGUCUUCAUCUUCAAGCGUCACUUAUCCCGUGUCUCAAAGGGGACUUGUAGUACCUGUUUUAUUGAGUUGUCAUAAGAAUUCAGAGAGCUCAGAAAAUGGUAUUUAGCCGAAAGAAAACAGUCUGAUGAAGAGAUAGCCAGGUGCCUGGGGUCAUAGAGGCCUGGAGGAUUAAUUACAUCUAGGCUUCACCCUUCUAAUUCUCUUCAGUACUGACUCCCAAAAAGCAAAUUUUCUUUGAGUGAGGUACAUCACUAAUAAAAAUAAUAAUUCUUUAUACUUUCUGACACCUUUUAGUUUGCAGACUUCUUUCAACUCCAUGUGUUAAUCAUUGCAACUCAGUGAGGUCAGGCUUUAUUCCACAAACAUUUGUUAUUUGACGAACAUUUGUUAAGCCUCUCCCUCUGCCAGGUACUAUGCUAGGCCCUGGGUGUACAGCAGAGAAAAUAAUAGUGGAAAAAAUCUCUGCUGUCCUGGACCUUAAAUUCUGGUGAGGGAAGCUGUUUUUUUUUUUUUUUAGGGAAGCUGUUUUUAACCGAGCAUGUAUCUCUGCUGUCUGGAAGGGGAAGGCCAAGGACUCGUAGCUGGUAACCAGGGAAGGCAGGGCAGGUCUUCACGCUGUGACUCCAGCCGUCAGCAGACGCGCUAGAUGGAAAGCAACCCACUUUGCUGCCAGCCUUACUCAUCUGAGAUGUGCAUGAGUCGUUUUGAAACGACUGCCAGCACUUGCAAAGCGAGUGGUCUUUCAGAGUGGUUUCAAGGUUCUGAGAUUCUCUGAAAAGGCUGUGGUUUCGUGUGUUGUAUAUAAUUCUCACACAUUCUAGAGUGAAUUUAGGAUAAAGGUAAAAGCAACUGUAGUUUAUGGGGGGAAAAUGGGAAUGUUCUCUUUACUCUCCAUUUCACACUAUAGCCUUGUAGUAAUGAGCCUUCUGCCAGCCCCAUGCUGGUGACUAUCUUAUUUACGAGGAGAAUCUUUAAAACUCUUUUAUUAAAGCUUGGUAAAGAGCACAACUUGAAUUUCCAAUAGGAAAAGGAGAACUAAAACUAGCAACUAGUUUUAUUGUUUGACCGACUUGUGAGAUGGGUAGUCACAGAACAUGACUAUACUGAUGACUGUUUCCAAAGGGACUCCCAGCCUGUGCCAUUUUGAGGUCUUAGGUUAGGUUUCCAUUAUUGAAACCUGGUAUCUGGAGACUGAAACCCUAGAGACCAUAGUCAGUGAUGAAGGACAUUUAAACCAUGACCAUUAAUGAAAGGUUCCAGGAAAAGAGAAUACACAGAGGCAAGAGAGCCAUCUUGAGAUAGGUCGAGGACUGCCCUGGGGAGAAGGAAUUUGGGGUUUCCCAUAAAUCUUCAAAGAAAGGACAAGGCUCAGGAUGGGGAGGCUGCUGGGAGAGGAAUCUGUGUGUUCUAAGGCUGGACCCUUAGGAUGUGGGCAUCAGGCCCGGGACUGUUCAGGUAUCUGGAGUGGCUCCUUGGUAGGAGUCCUAGAGAUGGACUGAGUUACUUCCAAGAUCUCUUCCUUCCCCUCAGAUAGUUUGAUUCUCAGUGUUCUCUCAAGAACGUCCUCUCAAGAACGUCCUCUCAAGAACACUGUUGUCCUUUAAGAAGCUUCUUAAUUUGAAGGUUAGGGGAUGUAGAAAAGUGGCCAUCCCAUGCAUAUUAUGUACUCGUUCGAUAGAUAACCAAAAUAUUAACAAGUUGACUCAUCAGAGCUUCCAUUUACCACGCGUAUCCUGUAUGUGGGGCACUGUGUUAAGUGCCGUACAGGAACUCAUCUUACAGUGACCCUGUAAGGUCAGUAUUCGCAGUUGCAUGGAUGAGGGGGCGGAAGCUGAGAGUGACUAAUUUAUGCGAGGCCUCACAGUGAGUUAAGGGGAAGUAGGAGCUGAGAUGCAAACCUGGGUUUGACUCCAAAGCCUGUAUUCAUAACUACAGGAGAAUGAGUUGUAUUUUUGUUGUGGUUUCCUCUUCCAGACUCUGUUCCUAAACACAGGCAUAGAAGAGUUGAGAGGUGGUGUUAGAAGACGCCUAGGAUCUCCUCCGAUUCUGAGAGUUGAUGGUUAAAUAUUAUCUCUUUGCUUUGCCCCAGUCACCCUGCCCACGCUGUGCUGUAAAGCUGGCUCGGCACACUUUUUCUGUAGAGGGCCAGGAGGAAUUUUGUUGUCAGAGACUAAAAGGAGGUUGUCGUAAUUGACUUUAAGCAGCAAACAGUAAAACACUGAGCUCUUCAGCUCCACCUUUCUUGCUCUGAGAAUUGGAAAACCAAGAAGGUUUUGAUGUUUUGUGUGGCGCCACCUGAAUCAGAAGCCAAGAUGAACAUAACCAAAGGGGGUCUGGUGUUGUUUUCGGCAAAUUCUAAUUCAUCAUGUAUGGAGCUUUCAAAGAAAAUCGCUGAGCGGCUGGGGGUGGAGAUGGGCAAAGUGCAAGUUUACCAGGAGCCUGACAGAGAAACAAGAGUACAAAUUCAAGAGUCUGUGAGGGGGAAAGAUGUUUUCAUCAUCCAAACUGUUUCAAAGGAUGUGAACACCACCAUCAUGGAGCUCCUUAUCAUGGUGUACGCGUGUAAGACCUCCUGUGCCAAAAGCAUCAUCGGCGUGAUCCCCUACUUUCCUUACAGCAAACAGUGCAAGAUGAGAAAGAGAGGCUCCAUUGUUUCUAAACUGCUAGCUUCCAUGAUGUGCAAAGCUGGUCUGACUCAUCUUAUUACUAUGGAUUUACACCAGAAGGAAAUUCAGGGCUUCUUCAAUAUUCCUGUUGAUAAUUUAAGAGCAUCUCCCUUCUUAUUACAGUAUAUUCAAGAAGAGAUCCCGGAUUACAGAAAUGCAGUGAUUGUGGCCAAGUCUCCAGCCUCGGCUAAGAGGGCACAGUCUUUUGCUGAGCGCCUGCGACUGGGCAUCGCGGUGAUUCACGGAGAAGCGCAGGACGCCGAGUCCGACCUGGUGGACGGGCGGCAUUCCCCGCCCAUGGUCAGGAGCGCCGCCGCCAUCCACCCCAGCCUCGAGAUCCCCAUGCUCAUCCCCAAGGAGAAGCCCCCGAUCACAGUGGUCGGUGACGUGGGAGGAAGGACCGCCGUCAUUGUGGACGACAUUAUUGAUGAUGUGGACAGCUUCCUCGCUGCAGCAGAGACCCUGAAGGAAAGGGGUGCGUAUAAGAUCUUCGUGAUGGCGACUCACGGCUUGUUAUCCUCCGACGCCCCUCGACUGAUCGAGGAAUCUGCCAUCGAUGAGGUGGUGGUUACCAAUACAGUUCCACACGAAAUCCAGAAGCUCCAGUGCCCCAAAAUUAAAACUGUGGAUAUAAGCAUGAUCCUUUCAGAAGCCAUCCGUCGGAUUCACAAUGGGGAGUCCAUGUCCUACCUUUUCAGAAACAUAGGUUUAGAUGACUGAACAGCUUUCCUUUCUUAAAACUCUCAAGGGCCAAACUGGAAUAGUAAGAAUAAGCACUGUGAGGCGUGUGCCUGACUGAUGAUUUCACAGGGACCGUCUGUGUCUUGUUCCUUCCUUUUGUUAAUUCCUAUGAAGAUAGACCAACUUUUUAAUUCCAUUUGGGUGUUUGUGAGUUUAUGGGGGCAAUUUUUAUAAAAGAAAAACUAUAUUCUCCUCUUAAAUAAAAUAAGUUAAGACCUGGUUGUGUUCAGUUUACCUGUUGAAAAAAUAACUUGGAAAAAAGAUUUUAAGCUCACAAACAACCUUUUCCCAAAGUUGCUGGAGCCCAGGUGCUUUAAAAAGUUAAUAAAAUAAAAUGAUAUACUGUAUGAUAAUGCAGGUGAAAAGCCAAAAAGGUUAUGCUGUUAAGUCCAGUAAAUUACAUUUUUAGAAAUGCUGUUAUAGACACGCAUAUGGAAUAUGUGACCGUUAUUUAUUUUCUGCAACAAAAGAAGGAAUAAAAACUGUAUCUGUG